AUGGAUGGGUCCUUACAAGGAAAUGAAGUUAUUUCUGGCUCGGGACCAAUAUGGCUCACUGAGGUUGAUUGUACGGGAGAAGAGGAAAAUUUAACUCAAUGUUCAAAUGCUGGGUGGGGAAAUAGUAAUUGCGCACAUUCCGAAGACGCCGGAGUUCAAUGUGCUACAACAGAGAAACCAAAUGUGAGAAUAGACUGUCCAAGUCAAAUCGCGGUGCAUCAAGGUGAUAAGGUCACAUGUCUGUGCAGAGGUGAAGGAGGGAUUCCUUCUGCCAGUGUGAAAUGGUACAAAGGAAACAUACAGAUUGGUGUGACAGGAAAAGAGGAACAAAAACUAGUCCUGCAAAAUGUUGUUCCAACUGACGGAGGAAUAUAUAAAUGUGUAGCCCUAAGCAACCGUUUAAAAGAUGAAAAAUCAAUCGAAGUUCUGGUACUUGACAAGGUUUUAACAACAUCACCACCUUACACGACAAUCCAGAGCGCGACUACUAAAGUUGUUGUCAUAAGUCCUUCUAAGCGAUAUGAUACAACAAUUAUGAAAUAUACUCCAACUUCAUCGACUGAAAAUAGUGCGUCAUCUGGAAAAAUCGAAUUCCAAACUGAAGAUGUUACCUCUCACAAGAUCUACCCAACAAGAGUUUUGAAAUCUAGUUUUACUGCGUCGCGUAGUAGAUUUGUACCAACGAGACAUCUUUGGAGCAGUAAUUACGAAACUUUUGUCCACAGUUCACAUACGACGUUUAUCAGAACAGUUUUGGAAAAACGUUCAACCUUUUCACACCAGUCUAUUGCAGCCGAUCAAUUUGGAGGAAGCUCCAAGAGCUUUGGCCGAAAUAUCGCUCUGCAACCAACAAGUGUCUCGAAAAUAAAGAGCUCCGAGAUUGAAAGUACUCAUGGCAUCAAAUCAACAAAAAAUGGAAUUGAAUGGAAAAUUGUGGUUGUUGCAAUAUUGGUUCCAGGAAUUGUCGCUGGAAUUUUUGUCCCUUGUUUCGUCUUCUAUUGCUAUCGUCGUUCUUUAAAAAAACAAAGAACUGAUCGAGUCCGAGAAGAGAUAAAUCUGGCAAAGAUGAAUGGCGAAAACAGUGAAUCACUAGUAGGUGUAGGGGACGACACAGAUCGGCUUAUAUAAUUUGAGCUUUGUAAAGUGGUAAACAAUGUACAAUGUCUAAAACAUAAAAUCUUGUUUCUUUGUAGGUUA
Dendronephthya gigantea is the source of this 1197-nucleotide messenger RNA. RefSeq lists its product as uncharacterized. Lineage: Eukaryota; Metazoa; Cnidaria; Anthozoa; Malacalcyonacea; Nephtheidae. Gene Ontology annotation, cellular component: membrane. The coding region runs from base 1 to 1128 and encodes 375 amino acids. The record is from RefSeq and is a predicted model, not a curated record. The transcript has 6 exons.